GCGCUCAGAUUUUUUUUUAUAUAUAUAUUUUUUUUUUGCAACAACGCUAUUUUAAUUAUUGCUUGACCGUUUUUUUUUUUUGGUCUGAGCACAAUCUGCAGAAGCCAUUGAUCCUGAGUACUGAUUCGAGUCCAUGUCGCCUGUACGAUACGUUUACCUUACGGCACCGCUGCCAGACCAACAAUGUUAUCUAAAGAUUUUUACACUAUGACGUUGUUGCAGUCCAGUGCACAGAGCUCCUGUCAUUGUAUUUUCUUUCAUUUAUGUCACAAAUCCGGUUUCGAAAAAUAACAAUGGAACACGCAAACCAGGAAAAAGCGUUCGUAUAUUAAACUGUUUAAGAUUCAGCUACUGGGAACAAAAAGUUCCAAGUAGCACGGGCUACGGUGAGCCCGUAGUGGACUUGCCUGGCACAGGAGCGGGGCUGUAACUUGGGGUAUAUUAAGUUGUUGUUUCAGAUUUAGCUACUCAGAAUGAAGUGUCCAUGUAGCACAGGCCAUGGUGAGCCCGUAAGGGUAUAUUUUAAGCAUUAAGGCUAACUAUAUAGGCCUACUCCCCCCCCCCCGCCUUGAUGGAAGAUGAAUGAGGUGGACGGGUUAGAAGAGUGGUCAGCUGGUGGCCCACACAUCAUCACUACACCCAACACCCGAAUAUGGAGGUGGUUUAGGGCUGGUCUUCCCCUGCGGUAUGUGGUGGUGGUGCUGGGGCUGCUGGGCUGCUGCAUGGACUACCUGGUGCGAGGGGGGCUGAAUAUUGCCAUAGUUGCCAUGGUCAACACCACUCGCUCAACGCUCAAUGAUUCCCAUCUUCCCAGUGGCGCCUGCCCCGCUACUCGCAAUCUCUCUCACAAUGGCACUGAUGAUGACGAUUUGCAGGGUGGUGGCGAAUUUGACUGGAGCUUGGAGGAACAAGGGAUCAUUCUUGGCACCUUUUUCUGGGGCUACUUCUUCACCAAGACCUCAGGUGGUCGCUUGAGUGAGAUUCUUGGUGGACGAGAGAUGAUGGCAAUAAGUCUUGGAGCAUCAGGAAUGCUAUCUCUCUUGUGUCCAUAUGCUGCCUAUCUACAUCCAAUGGCUCUGGCAAGUCUACGGUUUAUCAUGGGUCUAGUACAGGGCCCUGCCUUUCCUGCUUUAUAUAGUGUGCUGGCCAGCUGGUCUCCGGCAGAUGAGUUGGCCACCAUGGUUACUAUUGCUUACUCAGGAAUGUCCUUGGGCAGUUUGGUGGCAAUUGGCACCUCUGGGUGGGUGGUACAUCAGCUAGGAUGGCAGUGGGUGUUUUGGGGUGGUGGCACAUUGGCACUUGUGUGGACACCUUUCUGGCUGUAUUUUGUCCGCAACUCUCCCAUCAAUCACCCACUCAUAUCUGCCGAGGAAGAGGAAUUAUUGGGAGUCAACUACUCAAUCAAGCCCAGGAGGAAUGUUCCAUGGACUCACCUUAUCCGCUGCUAUAGAUUCUACCCAUGUAUUCUGGCUGAGUUUGCGACUUCUUGGGUAGGAAAUCAGACCAUCACUGAGGGGCCAACUUUUCUCAAGAUGCAGAUUGGGAUGAGUUUGACUGAAGUAAGUUGGGUGCUGGCUGGCGGCCAAACCUGCAGCUGGAUAGGAUCCUUUACCUUUGGCAGACUAUCAGACUUGCUUAUUCACCAUAACAUUUUUUCAAAAGUAAACACUAGAAGACUCAUGCACUUCAUUGGAAUGAUGUUAGUGGUUGUGGGUCUAUGUUGUAUGGUGUGGGCAGGAUGCCACAAGUGGGUAGUGUCUGCUCUGCUGGUGUUUGUCAUGAUAGGCACCUCCACCACCCUGAGCACCUUCACACUCGCACCAAUGGAUCUUGCGCCCAACUAUGCUGGGACUUUGUCAGGAUUACUGGGAAUAGGUAACAUCAGUGGCUUUGUGGCUCCCAUUGCUACAGCAGAAAUAAUCGCCAAGACUGGUGGUUGGACGGGUUCAUUGCUGCUUGGAAGUGGCCUUUACUUGUUGACAGGCUUUAUCUAUAUGGCUACUGUCACUACAGAGGUUCAAGACUGGAAUUAUUAUGAAGAUUUACAUAGCCUCAUUGAAGAUCAACAGCCUUGACAAAAAAAAUAACUAGGGGACUUUAUUAUGAAAUUAGCAUUUGUAAUAGUGAGAAUUUGUAAAUAGUAAAAUAUGAGCAUGUAGUUCCACUGACUGCCUUUUUAUAUGCAUUACCAAACAUUGUUGAUUACUAAAGACUGUAUAAAAAUCAUUUAGAAUUAUAGAAUUAAAAAAUAAAACAAAGCUUUAGGGGCCUAUCCUUUGAGUUCUAUCAACACUAAAUAUUUCUUAUAUGUAGUCUUUAUAUUUACCCAUAUUUAAAUAUUUUACAUAAUUAUAUAUUCAUAAUACAGCAUGGAAAGUAAAUGUAAUCACACUUUCCAUAAAGUACAACAUUAAAUUAAAAUAUAUGGAGCUUGUCAUUUAUUUAAUGUUAACUUAUAAUAAGAUGAUACAUUUCACCUAUUAUACAGUAUUGUAUGUCAGAAUCUGAGCACAGUCCAAGGGAAAUACAGUAUUUUUUUUUAUAGUGGACAAAAUACUGUACAGUAUACUCGGCUGUGUUCUACUUUAACCCUUUUUCCCUAGUUUGUGACCCCAUCCUAUUUUUCAAAAUAUUAUAAAUUUUAAGUUUUUUUAUUUAAAAUUAUUAAAAUUUCAUAAGCUAA
Procambarus clarkii (red swamp crayfish) is the source of this 2683-nucleotide messenger RNA. RefSeq names its product sialin. Lineage: Eukaryota; Metazoa; Arthropoda; Malacostraca; Decapoda; Cambaridae. Gene Ontology annotation, cellular component: membrane. The record is from RefSeq and is a predicted model, not a curated record. Gene Ontology annotation, molecular function: transmembrane transporter activity. Gene Ontology annotation, biological process: transmembrane transport; monoatomic anion transport.